UAUAAUAACGGGACUACUCAUUUUAAACCAACGGUUAUCUUGGUGUCGCUGGAUGGGUUCCGGAAUGAUUAUCUUGAAAGAGGUGUAACGCCCACUUUGACUAAUUUUGCAUCCAAGAAUAUCAAAGCAAAGCAUAUGUAUCCGUCCUUUCCAUCCAUCACUUUCCCAAACCAUUGGACACUCGUUACUGGCCUUUAUCCAGAGGCGCAUGGAAUUGUUGCAAAUGAAUUUUAUGAUCCUCUACUUCAAGCUGGAUUUAUUCAUAAGCAACCCGAAAUCAGUCUUCAGCCACGCUGGUGGGGAGGAGAGCCGAUUUGGGCAACGUCUACGUUGCAAGGAAAACGAUCGGGGGUUAUAAUGUGGCCAGGAGCUGCAGUACCCAUCCAUUCAGCAACUGCAGAUUAUUUUAUCGACUAUGACCGAAGCAUGUCUGCAGUUGAUAAGAUGGACAUGGCCCUGAAGUGGCUUGAUCUUCCUUUGGAGAGACGACCACAGGUCAUAGCUAUUUAUAUUCCGCAGAUUGACCAAAAAGGACAUGGCGGUGGUCCAGAUGGACCUCAGAUGAAUAUGGUUCUAUCAAAUAUGGACAGUGCUAUAGAGCAUCUGCUAAAUGGAUUGGAUAAGCGAAAUUUAGGCUCGCAUGUACAUGUAGUGAUUGUUAGUGAUCAUGGUAUGGCUGCAACUCAUUCUUCACAGUUGAUCUACUAUGACGAUAUUAUACCCCAUGAUCUUCUACCUUACUUGGAACGCGAGGCUUGGCCACUUUUAAGCCUAAGACCUGUCAGCGAUGCACCUCCAGAUAUCAUUGAGCGAGUUUAUGAAGCUCUUUAUCUUUAUACCCAAAGUGUAGAUGAACCCCACUUCGAGGUCUAUUUACGGCAAGAUGUACCCGAGAGAUUUCACUACAAUUCUACAGAGCGGAUUGCGCCUAUUGUCACCAUACCUGAUCCAGGCUAUUCAUUUGUCACCCACAAGGAAUUUGAUCCAUCUCUCGGCAAAGACUACAGACCUCGUGGAAUGCAUGGUUAUGACAAUAAGGCGGUGGAAAUGCGGGCUAUUUUCAUGGCAAGAGGACCGACUGUAGAGCGUGAGUAUAAGGCAGGUGUGGUGCUGGAACCAUUUCAAAAUAUAGAAGUGUAUGAGUUUAUCACACAUAUUAUGGACCUAACACCAGCACCAAACAACGGAACACUUCAUGGAAUGUUUAAGGCUAUUUAA
Messenger RNA from Phycomyces blakesleeanus NRRL 1555(-), 1218 nucleotides. RefSeq lists its product as hypothetical. The transcript is spliced from 6 exons. The annotation marks the transcript as partial. NCBI's taxonomy places the organism in Eukaryota, Fungi, Mucoromycota, Mucoromycetes, Mucorales, Phycomycetaceae. Gene Ontology annotation, molecular function: nucleoside triphosphate diphosphatase activity; ribonucleoside triphosphate phosphatase activity. The record is from RefSeq and is a predicted model, not a curated record. Gene Ontology annotation, biological process: nucleoside triphosphate metabolic process.